UGUGUGUGUGUGUGUGUGUCUGUGUGUCUGUGUGUGUGUGUGUCUGUGUGUGUGUGUGUGUGUCUGUGUGUGUGUGUGUGUGUGUGUGUGUGUGUCUGUGUCUGUGUGUGUGUGUGUGUGUGUGUGUGUGUGUGUCUGUGUGUCUGUGUGUGUGUGUGUCUGUGUGUGUGUGUGUGUGUCUGUGUGUGUGUGUGUGUGUGUGUGUGUGUGUGUGUGUGUGUGUGUGUGUGUGUGUGUGUGUGUGUGUGUGUGUGUGUGUGUGUGUGUGUGUGUGUGUGUGUGCAGAACAUUAAAAGGCCAAGAAAGAAAGAAAGUCAAAAACAAAAGAAAAAAAUCCCGUAGAAACGAAAGGGAAAUAAAAUUGAUUAAGGAACAGAGUAAAGAUGAAGUUAGAGAGAGGGAUGUUGGUGUUUACUUCGGGAGAGAGAGAGAGGGAGAGAGAAAGUGAGACAGGUGCGUGUGUGUGUGUGUGUGUGUGUGUGUGUGUGUGUGUGUGUGUGUGUGUGUGUGUGUGUGUGUGUGUGUGUGUGUGUGUGUGUGUGUCUGUGUGUGUGUGUGUGUGUGUGUGUGUGUGUGUGUGUGUGUGUGUGUGUGUGUGUGUGUGUGUGUGUGUGUGUGUGUGUGUGUGUGUGUGUGUGUGUGUGUGUGUGUGUGUGUGUGUGUGUGUGUGUGUGUGUUGGGUCAGAUGUUUCAUUUAGUUUCGUUUAUUAGGGUAUUGCAUGCAGCAGCUGAUCUUCCUGUGUUUUUUGGUUUCAAUACCUUUCUCAAUUGUGUAAAAUCCACAGGUCCCUCCAGCCAUUUACCCACACCUCCUCCUCCUCCUCCUCCUCCUCCUCCUCCUCCAAAAUGAUGUUCCCUUGCUAGCCUCCACUCUGAGUGACAUCACUGGAGUUUCCCUUGGCAGCUCGAUGUAUAUAACAGCAGCAGAGAGAGUAUCAGUCAAUCAACCACCUCCUACCUUCAAAACACAGUCGACCUCUAAUACCACUGUGGGAACGUAGCUACUGAAGUUAUUCCGAGUUUACCGACUUGUAUACCUCAUCGCAAACCAGCUUGAUUGACAUUGGAGCUCCAGGCUUCUCUUGGAUACUAAGGACAUUGACGUUAGGUUCUAACUAUACGAUGGCAGGUGAUUGCAGCAGAGUGAUGUUAGACGUAGAGAGUGGUCCUGUGUACCCGGCAACGACCGUGACCCUGGUACGGGAGAAGUGCACACACCGGUGGAGGCUGUGUGGUGCCCUGCUGGCCGUGGCACUGUGUGUCUCACUUUUCGUUACCUGGCACACCAAGAGACAAGAUCAGGUCGAGGACGUUAAUGAACUUCAGCAUACACUGAGACAACUCUCUGUAAACAGAAAGGCUGCCAUUCAUCUGGAAGGUGAGUACAACGGUAGUGGAAAAUACAAGACCACAGUGGAGUGGACAGACGAUGAGGGCCAGGGAAUCUCACAGGGGGGUCUUAAACUCAACAACAACGAGAUCGUGAUCCCCCGGCCGGGCCUAUACUUCGUCUACAGCCAGGUCUCUUUCCGCGUCAGCUGCAAGGCCGACCCCAAGCACCCUAACAACCAGGAGAUGGUUCACCUGAGUAACACGGUCACGCGCUGGUCCCCAAGCUACGGCACCGAAGACAACAAGGAGUACCAGAUGCUGCUCAACUCCGUACGCACCGUGUGUAAGAAGUCUUCCAACAGCGAGGCCAGCGAAGGACAGUGGUAUAAUGCCGUGUACAUGGGAGCCGUGUUCAGCCUGGAGAAGGGAGACAGGCUGCGGACAGUCACAGAGAACAGGCUUCUGCCCCAUCUGGAGAGUGGCGAUGGGAAGAACUUCUUUGGCGUGUUCGCCUUGUGAGACGGACGAAAAUGGCAUGACGAUAGAGAGGAAGGCUACGUCCCAAAUCACCCUACACUUUAACUAUCGGUGCACUAUAUAGGGAGUAGGGUGACGUUUGGGGCGUGGCCUCAGUGUGAGGGGGAAAAGGUUCAUGCAGUAGGAGGGGUUAAACAGCUAAAUCCACGAUGAAGAAGAGGAUAAUGGAAGGUUACCUGAUAGGAGUCAGGGCCGUUUCAUCUACUGAAGUUGACUGAGGUUAAGGCAUCGUGUUGUUUCGUGUUAAAGCAUUGUGUUGUUUUGUGUUAAAGCAAAUGCAUUUUAUUUUUUAUUUUGAACUCUUCUGUCAAAGAUGAGGAAUUAUAGACUGGGUACCAGUCUGUUUGUGCCAUCAUGCCACUCCUUGUCAUGCCAAACAUUGGCUUGCAUGACAGCAUGAUGUAGGCAAGAGCACAAGCAGAUGUGGAACCAGGCUAGAGAAAUGACACCGAUCUAUCUAAACUGUAGCAGUUUGUUUAUGUAUACUUGGGUUUUAUUGUUUAACAAAUGUGUUGCCAUGGUGUUACCAUGACAGUAAAUGUCUAUGAUGCUAAUGCUGAACUACAAUCCACAGCACAUAAACCAACCCACACUAUAUAUAUAUAUAUGUAUAUAUAUAUAUAUAUUCUACUAUCUGAAGGAAUUCUGGCAUACAGUAUGAUUCAAUGUAUUUAAGCAGUGUGGUCAAAUGUCUCAUAUUGAGAAGUCAAUUCUAAUUGAUUCUGAAUUCAUUAUUUAUUUAGAAAAUAUAUAUUUAUCAUUAUGUUUUAGUUAAUUAUACUUGUAUUGUUUUCUGUAUUUACUAUUUAUUAUGAAGCUUUAUUUAAACUAGGCAAGUCAGUUAAGAACAAAUUCUUAUUUACAAUUGACGGCCUACCCCGGCCAAUCCCUGCCCUAACCCAGACGACACCGAGCCAAUUGUGCUCCGCCAUAUGGGACUCCCAAUCACAGUCGGUUGUGAUACAGCCUGGAAUCAAACCAGGGUGUCUGUAGUGACGCCUCUAGCACUGAGAUGCAGUGCCUUAGACCGCUGCCCACUCAGGAGCCACUAAGGGUAUAUAUUGUAUUAAUUGCUAUUUAAAUUACAUUUGAAAUUAUUUAUUUAUUUUUUUAUAUUUUUUAAAUAUUUCUACAUUUUAAAGAGUAAUUUAAUUGUAUGCAUGUAUUUAUUUAACUACAGUAGUGUUGUUGAGUUGAA
This is a messenger RNA of Oncorhynchus keta (chum salmon), 3067 nucleotides long. RefSeq names its product tumor necrosis factor-like. The transcript has 4 exons. Bases 1123 to 1851 code for a protein of 242 amino acids. Gene Ontology annotation, cellular component: membrane. The record is from RefSeq and is a predicted model, not a curated record. NCBI's taxonomy places the organism in Eukaryota, Metazoa, Chordata, Actinopteri, Salmoniformes, Salmonidae. Gene Ontology annotation, molecular function: tumor necrosis factor receptor binding. Gene Ontology annotation, biological process: immune response.